UUCCUUCCUCUCUCUCUCUCUCCUCCCACUUCCUCCCCUCCUCCUCUCUUUCUUUCCUUUCUUUCCCUCCGAUUACAAGACAUACCAGAGGACGCCUGAGCCUAUCGCUGAGCUGGCACUUAAAAGUUGAGGAUCAGCAACGGUUCAAGCCACAAAGCGCAGUUUGGUUUCGCUUUGCGUCAGGCUUGGAUUCGUUUCCGCCUUUGGCGCCGAGUUUAGCUGGUGGGCUACCAGCGUCAGAAGUCGGCAAAAGUGAGAAGACAAGAAGCGGGAAGGGCUGGCAGCCUCGUCCCGAUCCUUCGCCGCCAGCUGAUGUGGGCUGCAUUUCGCCGUCUGGAUCCGGAUGGGGCUCCCGGUAGCCCGGUUGGGGCUUCUGUCCGCGGCGGCCGUCCUGUUGCUGCGCGGAGGAUGCGCAGGCUCCCAUUCAUUGCGCAUUUUCUACACUCUGGUCAUGGGCUCCAGCCAGGAUGUGCCCCGCUACAUUGUGGUGGCGUAUGUGGACGACCAGCUCGCUGCGCAUUUUGACCCCCGCACAAGAAGGAUGUUACCCCAAAUGUCCUGGCUUCAUAAAAUGGAGGAGGAGGAGGACGACUCCCAUUUCUGGGAUCUGACAUCACGGAGAGUCAGCACCACAGAGCGGCGGUUCAAAACUGACCUUGCCAUCUUGCACAGCUACCACAACUCCAGCAGAGGGUUUCACAGCUGGCAGCGCGUGAUCGGCUGCGAUCUGAGCAAAGAUGGCCACAAGGGCGGGGUUUACCAGUAUGGCUACGAUGGAGAGGACUUCAUCAGCUUGGAUCAGAAGACCCUCACCUGGACCGCGGUCGACGUCCGCGCUCAGGUGACCAAGAGAAGGUGGGAAGCGGAGCCUUUCAUCGCCCAGAGCAGGAAUAACUUUUUGGAGCAGGAAUGUAUCCAGCUGCUUCAGAAGUGCAUGGUGUAUGGAAAGGAAUCCCUGCUGAGGAAAGAGCCCCCAUUGGUGAUGGUAACUCGCAGGAUCCAGUACAACAGUAUGGAGACCCUCAUCUGCCGAAUCUACGGCUUUUAUCCCAAAGAGGUGGAUGCCACCUGGAGGAAGGAUGGGGAAGUCUGGGAGCAGGACACCUUCCGGGGUGGUGUCCUUCCAAACUCAGAUGGGACCUACCAUGCCUGGCUGAGCAUCGAGGUUGACCCGAAGGAGAGGGACCGCUAUCGGUGCUAUGUGGAGCAUGCCGGGCUGCCAGAGCCUCUGAUCGUGGCUUGGAAGGAGCCUGCCUUUGUCUCCAACAUGGGACUCGUGGCCGGAGUCGUCGGGGGUGUGGUGACCACAGUCUUCAUUGCUGUUGGAGUGAGUCUCUACGUCAAAAAAUGUGGCAGAAGCCCAUACAGAACAGCAUCAGCCAGCAGACAGGAUUUUGAAAGUCCUCCAGUGAAUUGAAGUGUGCAUCACUUUGAAUCAUCUGUACUUAAAGCAGCUUAUAAGUCUAAGACUAAGUAGAAGAUAGACGGACCAAGGGACCGGCUGACUGAACAAGCCCUGGGAAUUUACUAGUUUACUUUCUACAAGGACUAUUUGAUGUUUUAACAUCAUACGCUGUUUUUUCCUCCUCUUCCUUUUACGAAACCCACUUGGCAGAUAAAACCAGAGCAAAGGAGAUUUCCAUAGAGGAUCUGCUGUGAAUCCCUGGUGCUCCUCAAGAAUCUGGUGCAUAGCUCGAGGAAAAAAAACCCACCAGGAAGCGUUCAAGCUGUUUACACAUUUAUUUUGAGUACUGUUGGCCGUUUUCUGAGGUCUCACAAUUCGAACAACUAUCAAGUACCAAUUAAGGGGAACAUUUGUAGCUCAGCAUUAAAAUGAAAUCAUCAGGCUGAUCCAGGGGUCGGCAACCUUAAACACUCAAAGAGCCACAAAGGUCCUAACCGGAAGCCCCCCGUUGAAUGCUGGAGCCAGCCAGAAGUCCAGUUCCCCCACCAUAGAAUCUCCUCCUAGCGCGGUGUCCUUUUUCCUCUGCUGACCGGAAGUCCGAUUCCCUCACCAUAGAGUCUCCUGGUGCGAUGUCCUUUUUCCUCUGCCAACUGCAAGUCCAGUUCCUGCACCAUAGAGUCUCCUCCUAGCGCGGCAUCCUUUUUCCUCUAUUGACCGGAAGUCCGGUUCCCCCACCAUAGAGUCUCCUCCUAGCAUGGCAUCGCUUUUCCUCUACCUGUCCUAACCAAAAAGCCCUAUCAAUUGUGGAGCCGACUGACGACAGGGAGCCGCAGCAGAGGGAUGAAAGAGCCACAUGCGGCUCCAGAGCCGCAGGUUGCCGACCCCUCGGCUAGUCUGAUUAAGUUAGAAUAGUACUGAGGGUGUUACCUAGUUUGGGUAAUGAAAUGUCUACAAGGAAACAACCAAGUUCAAGAGCACCAAGGACGCCUCAGCUAUAAAAUAGCAUAACAGAAUGAUUUUAAAUUAAUGCUGAGUUGCACAGGAACAAAGGAGGGCGAAGAGAGCCAUUAUGGCUAAACUCUUGGCCUGGGAGCAGGAAGAUCCAAGAUCUAGUCAUCACUUAGCCAUGGAAGAUUUUUGGGAGACCCUCUUGCUCAACUGUAAGACUGUGAGCUCUAGUCCUGUCUUGGGCCUGAAGUUAGCUGCGUGACAUUGGGCCGAUCAUCCUCUUACAACCCCAGGAAGCAGGCAAGGGCAAACCCUUUUGCAAUCACCUCAAAAGAAAAUAGAUACAGAAUAACAGAGUUGGAAGGGAUCUUGGAGGUCAUCUAGUCCAACCCCCUGCCCAAGCAGAAGACCCUGUACUAUUUCUGACAAGUGGCUGUCCAGCCUCUUCUUGAAAGCCUCCCGUAGUAUUAUCUGUACUAAUUUAACCAAUCAUAAAACCAGAACACUGAACUUUUAAAAUGAAUAAUAAGGGUGGGAGAGGAAUGGCCCCUCUUUAUGCAGAAUGUUGUUUUGACUCCUGAAUUAAACCAAUAGUCAGAGUUAAUACUCUCUGAACUGAAUUGCAGCUAACAUGCUGCGUUCAGAUGUAUCGGUUCAGCUUCUAUAAUCUGAAUUCACACAGUACACUGAAUUGUCAGCUAGCCAAGUGGACUGGUUUAACACACACAAAUUUAGCAGGCCAAUGAAUGAGGACACUGGAAUUAUAACUGAAUUGGUUAAACGUGUCACCGAAUGUAAGACCGGAGGGAAUUUAUAGGUCAUCUACUCAACACCUCUCCCUGAUAUUCGUACAAACAUCACUACUAUGUUUGGUAUGCAUUCAUCAAGCUCAAUACUCUGAUGCUCCUUAGAUAAAUUGGGAUUAGAGUUCCCAAUGAGCAUCAUUCUAGGAUUAGGAAGGUUGACCUAAUCUAUUAUUUAUAUUUUUGUAUUUUGGUUAUUUUAAAUUAGCUACUUUUUUUUUUACAGUAUUAUGCUUUAAAAGGCUUGUAUGCUUGGAUGAAGUUAUCCAUAAAUUUAAUAAAUAUCUGACUUGUCUUUACAUCAUCGGCAUCAACACU
This is a messenger RNA of Pantherophis guttatus, 3474 nucleotides long. Its product is annotated as major histocompatibility complex class I-related protein 1-like. NCBI's taxonomy places the organism in Eukaryota, Metazoa, Chordata, Lepidosauria, Squamata, Colubridae. Gene Ontology annotation, biological process: immune response. The record is from RefSeq and is a predicted model, not a curated record. Gene Ontology annotation, cellular component: external side of plasma membrane.